This is a messenger RNA of Lodderomyces pseudojiufengensis, 342 nucleotides long. RefSeq lists its product as uncharacterized. NCBI's taxonomy places the organism in Eukaryota, Fungi, Ascomycota, Pichiomycetes, Serinales, Debaryomycetaceae. The coding region runs from base 1 to 342 and encodes 113 amino acids. The transcript has a single exon. The record is from RefSeq and is a predicted model, not a curated record.
AUGUCAAAUACUACUAGAUCAAGAAGGGUAAUACCAUCUACCUUGAACUCACCUACAACAGUUAGAGUAAAUCAGGUGACAGAUAUAUUGCAAGAUCAAGCCGAAUCAUUUUUGACAGAAUUCAUCGAUGCUAGUGAAUAUAAUAAUAAUCCAUUAAAUGUUACAAAUCAAAAUCAAAGUAAAGGAUUUUCAAAUAACAGCGAAACUUUUGCAAUACUAUCACAAUUGAAAAGAAUACAAAGGAGUCUUAGAGGUCUACCACCACUCGCAGAAAAUACCACUAAUGAUGAUACUACACCUGUUAAUAAAGAUGAUGAUAUAGAUAAUGAAAAAACUGUAUAA